CUUCCCUUCUAACCUCCACAGCUCAAAACCCAAAAAACAAACCACACCCCAAUAAUCAUUACGUCUUUUUCUUUCUCUCUCUUUAACCCGUCAGAAUUCUCACGCCUGUUCAUUCGUUUCUUUAACCCUAAUUGAACGUUUUACGAUUCCUUUGCUUCUCUGAUCCUUUGUAUCCAACACCCGCUUUCCAUUCCUUUCUCGUUGAUUUUCUCGAGAAAGUAUCUAGGAGGUUGGAGAUCGAUUUUCGACACUUGAUAAUUUUAUUGUAGCUUUUUUAGUUAAUUAUUAUAUAAUAAUAUUAAUAUAGGUAUGAGCUUUCAAGAUCUCGAGGCCGGACGACCUUUGGCGGCUUCAAGGAGAGACCUGAUCAACGGCAAGAAAGAUGCCACGCAAUCUGUUGUUUCUGGAAUCUUCCAGAUAACCACCGCCGUUUCCACGUUUCAGCGACUCGUUAAUACCCUUGGUACUCCCAAGGAUACCCCUGAGCUCCGGGAGAAGUUGCAUAAGACAAGGCUACAUACAGGUCAGUUGGUGAAGGAUACUUCAGCAAAACUUAAGCAAGCCAGUGAAAUAGAUCAUCAUGCUGGAGUUAGCCAAAGCAAAAAAAUUGCUGAUGCUAAACUUGCAAAAGAUUUUCAAGCAGUUCUAAAAGAAUUUCAAAAGGCUCAACGGCUUGCAGCAGAGAGGGAAACGGCAUAUACCCCUUUUAUUCCCCAGGCUGUUCUUCCUUCAAGCUACACAGCUAGCGAGUUAGACAUAAGUGCUGAUAGGAAUCUAGAGCAACGUGCUCUCCUUGUGGAAUCAAGACGACAGGAGGUCCUGCUAUUGGACAAUGAGAUUGCUUUUAAUGAGGCAAUCAUUGAGGAAAGAGAGCAGGGAAUACAAGAAAUUCAGCAGCAAAUUGGAGAGGUGAAUGAAAUUUUUAAAGAUCUUGCUGUCCUCGUUCAUGAGCAAGGAACUAUGAUUGAUGAUAUUGGCACCCAUAUUGAAAAUGCACAAGCUGCUACUGCGCAAGGGAAAACACAUCUUGCGAAAGCAGCAAAGACACAAAGAUCAAAUUCAUCUCUGGCCUGCCUGUUGUUGGUAAUUUUUGGGAUAGUACUUCUCAUCGUUAUUGUAAUACUUACAGCAUAACUGAAGGUUUUCUUGAUUCAAUGGCUGACCAUUCCAAGAGCUGCUGGGAGACAUUAUAAGGGUCUCUUUGCUAAUUUAUAUUGGUUAUGUUAUUUUGAUUGACUAGAGUCUCUCACUGCUGGUCGGGGGGUGGUGUAUAUUGUUUGGCAUAUUUACAUAGGGUGAUAUUCAGUUGUUUUAUUUGGAUGGUGGGUUGUUUGUUCUCUUGGGUUUUCGAGUUCGAGGGUGUGCAAUAGCUUGUGUGAUUGUUUGUCUUUUUUUCGAUCUCUUAUAGUAAUAAAUAAAAUAUUUAUUCUUUGCUUUGUCA
Jatropha curcas is the source of this 1441-nucleotide messenger RNA. RefSeq names its product syntaxin (gene ATSYP24). Gene Ontology annotation, cellular component: SNARE complex; endomembrane system; membrane. Gene Ontology annotation, molecular function: SNAP receptor activity; SNARE binding. The record is from RefSeq and is a predicted model, not a curated record. NCBI's taxonomy places the organism in Eukaryota, Viridiplantae, Streptophyta, Magnoliopsida, Malpighiales, Euphorbiaceae. Gene Ontology annotation, biological process: intracellular protein transport; vesicle fusion; vesicle-mediated transport.